Messenger RNA from Ixodes scapularis (black-legged tick), 1515 nucleotides. RefSeq lists its product as uncharacterized. NCBI's taxonomy places the organism in Eukaryota, Metazoa, Arthropoda, Arachnida, Ixodida, Ixodidae. The transcript is spliced from 5 exons. The record is from RefSeq and is a predicted model, not a curated record. The coding region runs from base 1 to 1515 and encodes 504 amino acids.
AUGCUGGAGAAUUUCGCUGUCCGCCACGGAGCUCGGAAGUUGAUGCUAUCCUCUUCGUGGCUGUCCAUUAACGCCCUCCCGAAGCUCAAAACGGCGCUGGUGAAGGCGGAGGGCUCCUUCGGACUCUCGGGUAAUUUCACUGCUGAGAUGUUCAACCUCCACGUGGGCGGUUUCACUGAUCUCAUCUCUAAGGUGCGUGGAUCUGGUCAUCCAAUCGUCAGCACUAUAAAUGCUCUCAUGGCCCAGAGCCCAUUACAGAGGGAUGCGCUUUCUGAGCAUGUGACCGGCUACAAAACAACCGGCACGCUGGUGAGUCUGUUCAGCCAAUUGAAACGGACAGGGUCCGUGCGCACCGGAGAAUCCAAGUCGGCAAGAGCGAACCACGAGCGCGUCGUGAAAGUCGCCGAGAUGCAGCACGUGAUGCAGCUGCUUCAUUAUUCGGUGAUGGAUACGGGAGAACACAACGACGAAGCCAAGAAGAAGAACUGGGAACUCGGAGACAAGCUGGCCAUUCUCCUUGGAGACUUUUUCUGGGCGCUCGCCUUUAAGGAGAUUGCAGAUACCCAGGACACAACUGGGCAUGGAAGCUUUGCAGCGAUGAGGUGGCUCAUGUUUUUUGUCUUGCCGCAGGUUAGUAGUCGUAAACCUUGUCCCUGUUUUAUGUCGACUUAUGUUUGCCUAGUUGUGCUUCCAUGCCCCGGAGCUUGUAUUGAAUCUUUUAGAGCGUGUAUUGAAUCUUUUAGAGCUUUGUUGCUUUUGUUGUCUGGGGAUGUAGAGAAGAACGCAGGCCCUAUGAGCAAGCAACAAGAGGAUGAAAUCCUUGCGCUUGUGCAGACGGUCGCGAAACUUCAGAGUAGCCUUGCUCUUCUGCAACAACAGGUAAACCUACUAACACAGAAAAAUAUAGAAAGCAAAAAAUCUCCUUCCGCUCUAGAAGAACGCGUUAACAACCUAACAUCUGAACUCGACUUACUAAAGCAGAAGCAAAUCGGUAGCGUAACACCUACCAAACCUCAGCUUACUACAGCUCUAAACGAACUUUCGCAGCUGAAAACUCGUUGUGACGACCCGGAGGGCAGAUCCCGUCGUAACAACCUUCUAUUUUUUGGCGUCACUGACACCGAUAAAGAAACGUGGGCCCAGUCCGAGGAUUUGAUAACCGGCCUGUGUUCCAGAAACAUAGGCGUGAAUAUCGAAUCGAGCAAAAUUGAAAGAGCGCACCGCUUGGGAGCGUUCAAUCCACAAAAAUGUCGCCCUAUAAUUGCGAAGUUUUCAUCAUUUAAGGAUAAAGAAGGUAUUCUUUUGUCGGCAUUUAAGCUCAAAAGGACAGUUGUAGCCAUCAGUGAAGAUUUUCUCAUUUCUUUCCGACUUGCACGCCGUCACCUUCUUGAUUUUGCCAAGCCUAAAGGCACGACUUACAAGCCGCGUCACGAUAAGCUGUUUUCAGAUAACAAGUGUUAUGUAUAUGACACCGCUCUUGGUGCCGUGAAGGAAAAAACCUCCUACAGAGGCUGA